AUGAACAUUAUUAAAAAAAAAAUGAAUGCCGUCAAACAGUACUUCCUAAAGGAUAGGGUCAAUAAUUGUAAGGUCGGUGGUUUGGAAACCUCAUUAAAUCCAAUGCAAAAUUUAAAAGCCCUUCAAAAUCACACUUUUACCACAAAGGAAAUAAUACAUUAUUCUUUUUUAUCAAGUGUUUGGAUAUUUGUAUUUUUUUUAAAUCCGGCCCCAUUAUUAGGCAAAUUGCUGUUUUAUAUCAUGUUAUGCACUCUGUUUAUUAUACCAUUAACUUCGCAAUUUUUCUUUAGUGCAUUGCCCAUUUUAACUUGGCUAGGUUUAUAUUUUACUAGCGCUACUUUUAAUAAUAGUUAUAGACGUCCGAUUUCCGUUAAAGCGUUACCUGCUGUGGAAACUAUACUUUAUGGUGACAAUUUAAGUGAUAUUUUGGCUAAUUCCACUAACCAUUUCUUCGAUAUAUUGGCUUGGAUUCCUUAUGGGUUGUUCCAUUUUGGUGCUCCAUUUGUAGUAGCUAUUAUUUUGUUUUUGUUUGGCCCACCUAGGCUUUUAAGAGGUUACGCUUUUGCAUUUGGUUAUAUGAAUUUGAUCGGUGUUAUUAUACAAAGUUUAUUCCCCAGUGCUUCGCCUUGGUACAAAAAUUUGUAUGGGAUACAACCUGCUAAUUAUGGGAUGAAGGGUAGUCCAGGCGGGUUGCGUAGAAUAGACGAAAUUUUAGGUAUUGAUUUGUAUUCCACUGCAUUUGCUAAUAGUGCUGUUAUAUUUGGUGCUCUUCCAAGUUUACAUUCUGGUUGUGCUACUAUGGAAGCUCUUUUUUUCAGUUAUGUUUUCCCAAAGUUGAGGCCAGUUUUCAUUUUCUACGUUUGUUGGUUGUGGUGGAGUACUAUGUAUUUAACACAUCAUUAUUUUGUAGAUUUAGUUGCUGGUGCCACAUUAUCGUUUACUAUUUUCCAAUACACCAAAUAUCAUCAUUUGCCAAAAAUCAUUAAUGACCCCUCAUUAGUUAACAGCGCUAGUAAUAUAGCGAAGAAGAUAUUCCAUUCUAGAUGGGCCUACUCGGACUUAAAAUACAAUAAUAUGUACGAGCUGGAUCCAUUAUCCAGGGGCAGUACAAUACUCAACGGUGGUAUAAGUAACGAUUUAGAGAUUCAAGAUUUGAGCGGAUUAACCCCAAAUGAAAUUAUAGAAAUGAACAACUUUAACAAUACCACAGGCGGUAAAAAUGUUGCCAGUAACACCAACUCUCCCUUUAGAGUGCAAACCCCUAUGACCCAGACAUCUUCUUCUACAGUCCCAUCUUUGUUUGAUGCAGCUAGUAUAGGUUCAAGAUCAAGGUCUAGUGAGACUUCAUAUGAAGAUGACGUGGAAAGAGAAGCAAUGUCUAAUUCUACUACAUUGAUGCCCAGUGUUCCAGUUAUUAGUAUGAGUGGACAUAGUGGUACCACCGCCGGUAACGCUAGUACCCUGUCGAAUUCAAACAGUAAUAGUAAGACUAGUAUUAGCAAUUUAAUUGGAAAUUUUACUGGAGUAGCUGGAAACAAUAAUGGUAAGUUAUUUUUAAAGAAGGAUUAA
Messenger RNA from Saccharomycodes ludwigii, 1569 nucleotides. RefSeq names its product inositol phosphorylceramide synthase (gene AUR1). The transcript has a single exon. Gene Ontology annotation, molecular function: inositol phosphoceramide synthase activity. The coding region runs from base 1 to 1569 and encodes 522 amino acids. The record is from RefSeq and is a predicted model, not a curated record. Gene Ontology annotation, biological process: sphingolipid biosynthetic process; inositol phosphoceramide metabolic process. Gene Ontology annotation, cellular component: inositol phosphoceramide synthase complex. NCBI's taxonomy places the organism in Eukaryota, Fungi, Ascomycota, Saccharomycetes, Saccharomycodales, Saccharomycodaceae.